Perkinsus marinus ATCC 50983 is the source of this 695-nucleotide messenger RNA. Its product is annotated as Phosphate acetyltransferase, putative. The transcript has 5 exons. The annotation marks the transcript as partial. Gene Ontology annotation, molecular function: acyltransferase activity. The record is from RefSeq and is a predicted model, not a curated record. Lineage: Eukaryota; Perkinsozoa; Perkinsida; Perkinsidae.
AGUUCAUAGCGUUCCCUGAGGUCACUGAUGAGCGUGUUAUCCCCGCUGUUGCUAAGGUCCUCAAGGAGAAGAUCGCCCAACCCGUGCUGGUUGGUGAUCGCGAGGCGGCUUACAAGUGCGCGAAGGCUAACAACGUGUCUCUUGAAGGUGUGAGGAUCAUUGACCCUUCCCUUCACCCUGAAGUCGUCGAGCAGACAGCAACUGUCUUGUUCCAGAAGCGUCAGAAGAAGGGUAUGACUCUCGAUGCUGCUCUUGAUACUGUGAAGAACUCCCCUCUCAUGAUGGCCGACUUGAUGUUGACCACUGGUCACGUUCAAGGAUGUGUCGCCGGAGCCUCUCAUACCUCUGCUGAUGUGGCCAGAGCCGCCUUGCAGACUGUUGGUGUUAAAAAGGGUUUGAAAACUGCUUCUUCGUUCUUCAUCAUCGCCAAGGAUGACAAGACUUUCCUCUUCUCUGACUGCGGUUUCUGCAUCGCCCCUUCCAUCUCGCAGCUCGCCGAGAUCGCCAUUACGACCGCCCAGACCUGCGAGGAUGUCUUAGCCACCACUCCCCGUGUCGCCAUGCUCAGCUUCUCCACGUUUGGCAGUGCCAAGCACGAGUAUGUGACCAGAGUUGAGGAGGCUCUCGCUCUUGCUCGCAAGGAGAAGCCUGACCUCGCCAUCGACGUGAGAUGCACGUCGACGCUGCCAUCGUAA